UUCCGGUUGACUCCCUGGAUGUAGCCUCGGCGAUAGCGUUCUUUUCCCCCCUCCCCGCCCCCUCCUCCCCUCACCUCCUCUCCCCUCCCCGGAGCCCCAGAGACUAACUCUCCCCGGGUCUGAGGAAUAGUGCCCUGGAAGUGGGAAAGUGGAUUCUGAGCUCCCCAGCCCCAUUCAGCCCAUCCCGCUGUUUUAGGGCUCCCUGACCCUGGGGCUCCUUUUUGGUCAGCUCCUGGCAAGGACCUGAUCCUGCCCUGCAAGGCCCACCAUGCCCAAGCGGAGAGUGACCUUCCGGGAUGUGGGAGCUGACGAGGACGGAGAGGAUCUCCCCAAAAAGAAGGUGAGGGCGUCAGAGGCGCGGGUUUCCAGGACACAGGAUGGAGAGGAUCCCUCCAAAAAGAAGCUGGUGGAUCCUGUGACAGGAGCAGGGGGUCCUGGGAGCCGGUUUAAAGGCAAGCAUUCUUUGGACAGUGAUGAAGAAGAUGAGGAUGAGGAUGGUUCUAGCAAGUAUGUCAUCCUAGCUUCAGAAGAUGUGGAAGGUCAGGAGGCGGCCACACUCCCAAGUGAGGGUGGUGUGCGCAUCACACCCUUCAACUUACAGGAAGAAAUGGAAGAGGGCCACUUUGAUUCAGAUGGCAACUACUUUCUGCACCGGGAUGCCCAGAUCCGGGACAGCUGGCUGGACAACAUAGACUGGGUGAAGAUCCGGGAGCGCCCUCCAGGCCAGCCCCCUGCCUCAGAAUCGGAGGAAGACAGUCCUGGCCAGACACCACUGGGCCCUCAAGCCCUCUUAGAGGGUCUCUUGGAGAUGUUGUUGCCAGGGGAGACAGUUGCUGGGGCACUCAGGCGGCUAGGUGCCAGGAAGGGUGGUAAUGGACCCCAGCGGCCAAAUUCCCCACAACGAUUAGACCGGCUCUCAGGGUUGGCUGACCAGAUGGUUGCCCGGGGUAACCACGGAGUGUACCAGGAAACCAGGGAACGGCUAGCUGUGAGGCUGAAAGCGCUGGGGGGCCCCACACCCGGGCUUCCAGACACAGCACCUCGUCCUGUUCUGGACAUGUUUGCUGAAGAGGUUGGGGAGGGGGAGCUAGAGACCCCAACCCCAGCCCAAGGAGGAGAAGCAGCUGCCAUGGGAGAUGGCUUGGCUGAUGUGAUGUGGGAAUACAAAUGGGAAAACACAAAUGAUGCAGAGCUCUAUGGGCCCUUCACCAGUGCCCAGAUGCAGACCUGGGCAGAUGAAGGCUAUUUUCCAGAUGGUGUUUAUUGUCGGAAGUUGGAUCCCCCUGAAGGCCAAUUCUACAACUCCAAACGUAUAGAUUUUGGUCUUUAUUUCUGAACCUGUUUUUAUUUUUGGGGUAGGGGAAGAGGGCUGGGGAAAGCAUUUUCCAGGCUAUGCCUUCAGGAGGAGGCCCUGGGUUUAGUCUGGAGAUUCUAUGGACCUUAAAUGGGGUGGGGAGGAUGGCACCAGAGUUGGGGGGCCAUAUCCUGUCUCAAUAAAAAUCUCUAGUUGUGUAAAAGGGCUGUCCAAUGUGGAGGGAAGGGAGUGGACGUAGUUGCACCAAGAGCCUGAUUCCCCUUUGCUCUUCAUCCUCGAGAGGUAUUGCUGCCUCAAAUUGUUCAGGAUGGACUUCUGUUCCUAAAUUACAAUAUCCUGGUCUGUGCUAGGCCUUCCUUCCCCUUUUCCCUUCUCACUUCCUUACUACCCCAGAUCAGGCUUCCCAUAAGAUCAAAGGAAUGAUCCUUACAAGGGCUCUCCAUUCAGAAAAAUCCCUGGACUUCUAUUCUGACUUUGCUACUGACCAGUGUGUGAUCAUGAGCAUAUAUAUAUAUAUAUGUAUAUGACAACUUCCUCUUCUCUGGGUCUGUGUCCACAUUGUGAACCUGGAUUUAGUACCAUGUUAAAGGAUCCCAUGAGAGUCCUGAGCUUGAGUCAGGAUACUUGGGGUUUGAAUCUUAAACUGUCAGCUAUAGAUCUGCCUAAUUCUAUCAAGUUUCUUCCCUGAGCCUCAUUUUUUUUUUUUUAAUCAUAAAAUGGGGAUAAUCAUACUACCUACCUCACAGGGUUGUUGUGAGGAAUGCACUUUGUAAACCUUAAAGUGCUUGAGAAAUGUGACUUAUUGUAACACUUUAAGAUGCUUUGUCAAGGAAAUUUUUUUUUUUCCAUUUUCUAAUUUGGGUCAGAUAUGGAAGAUUGGGGCAGAUGGAAGGGGAAAACGGGGAGGGAAGAACCUUAGGAUAUUGAAUGUUAGAUUGAAAGAGACUUCAAUGACCUAAACCAGUCCAGUUUCCUCCUUUUAUAAAUUUUUAAAAAAGCAUGCGGAGCAGGGAAAGGGUUUGCCUGAGGGUUAUUCUUGUAAGUCUUCCAGAGUUGGACUUAAUGCUUCCAGUCAGUCUACCUCAUCCUCCUCCUCCCUUGGCCAGAAAAUGGUGGUCCCCUUCUGAUUAAGGGCCUCCUGCUUUCUGAAAAUGGUGGGGUGCAAACUCCUGCCUCCUCUUCGUUUUCACCUCCAACUGUAAUAAAGCCUCAAUUAUAUCGCCGGUCAGCUAGCCCAAAACUUCUUAAACCCCAUAUGGGGUAGUUUAAUGGAACGUGGGAGUCAUGAAAUUAUAAUUUAUUAUUAGUAAAUGUUUAAUUUGUAUGUCUAUUUUAUAUACCUAUAUACCUGGGGUUUUAUAAAAAUUUCUGAGGCAAAUAAAUGAAUUUCUCAAGUUAUGAAUGGAAAAAAGUUUAAGAAGUCCUGAGCUAGCCCAGUAGGUUGCAUUCAGUCAGCUAACAUGAAGUGAAGCAAGCAGUCUUUGCCUUAAAAGAGCUUACAUUCUUCUGGGGGAUACAACAUUACACAAAUAAAUACACUUUCUAUACAGUGUAAUUGGGAAGGAUGAGGAGUUGGUACCUGAGCUCAGCCAUAAACAGUAGGGUUCCAGAAGUUAGAAGCAAGCACGAGAAUGUCCUAGGUGUGCAAGUGUAAGACGGAUUAUGUUUGGGGAAUGGCAAAUAGGAAUAGUGAGUAUGGAAGGUUAGUCUGGGGCCAAAAUGUUGGAUAGAGGGGUUUGCUUUAUCUAAUAAAGAAUAGAGAACCAUUGUAGCAUCACAAACAGGAAUGAAAAACAUAAUCUACGAUGUCUUUAGGAAGAUUACUUUGAUAGCUCUAUGGGAGUAGAAGGGUGUUAAUUGGUGAGGGGAGAGAUCCGGAAGCAAGGAAACCAAUUUGGAGGCUAUUUCUAUAAAGGUGAAAGGGCAUGGAAGCCUGAGCUAGAAAUAUGGAUCAAUGUGGAAAGGCUGACAAAACCUUAAAAUCAAUUGAAUGUUGGGGUGGAGAGUGAGUGGCAAGUGGUACAUGAUGAUUCCAAGAUUGAUAAGCUGGAAAGGUUAUCAUCAACACUACUCUGUAUUUACCCCUCCAAAAAAAAAGUUUCUGAUCAUCUCUGAUGAUGCCUGAAAUUUCACCAUUGUUGGUACUUUCCUCUAUUUUUUAUUUAUUUUUGUUUCAUUUAUUCCACUUUUUAAAGGACCUCUUUGCAGUAUUUCCUCACAUUCACCUCCAUAUAUAAAGUUGUUAUAAGUGUUCUGCUCCCAUUGGACUCCCAUGGUCCUCUUCAAGAACUAAAGACAAAAAAAACCUUUGUGAGUAGGAGUAGGAAUGGCUCCACUGAUGACCUAACUGGCACUGGCAAUUGGCAGUACAGCUCUUUUCCUUCUUUUCUCUUUUUUUAUGUCUUUCUUAUUUAAUUGUAAUUACUGAUUAGGUGUUGCUUCAAUCAAACUGAAAUCUGUUAAAGACUUUAACUUAAAAACACCAGAGUGUCUCACUAUCCAGGGACAUUUCUAGUUAUCCUGAUUUAUAUCUUGCCACCAGACUCAGAAUGGCUCUGGAGGAAAAAAUGAAGCUGGUGAUUUUGUGUAGCCCUCAUUUAAAAAUUCAGUUCAUUUCAUGUCAUGGCAUCUCCCUGAUUUUAUGAUCAUCUUCAAGAAUGAAGGACAAACAACAAUAAGUACCUUAGGGCCUCAGGUUCAGACUUUGGACUUAAACACAGUGUU
Messenger RNA from Sarcophilus harrisii (Tasmanian devil), 4039 nucleotides. RefSeq names its product CD2 cytoplasmic tail binding protein 2 (gene CD2BP2). Bases 269 to 1336 code for a protein of 355 amino acids. The record is from RefSeq and is a predicted model, not a curated record. Gene Ontology annotation, molecular function: protein binding. Lineage: Eukaryota; Metazoa; Chordata; Mammalia; Dasyuromorphia; Dasyuridae. The transcript has 7 exons. Gene Ontology annotation, cellular component: U5 snRNP.